GGAAUGGGGUUUGAUUUAGUCUCCAAGCAUUAACUUGCUGUCCCAAGUGAUCAUCGACAAAGGAAAAAAGAUGAGCAAAUAAAACAUACAAACGAAAAAACAAAUAACCUGCUUACAAAUAAACAAACAAAUUAAUAAAAGAAGGUUGCUGUCCCAACCAAGGACUGGUACGUACAAUUCGAUCUGCAAACAGCUCAGUGCCGCCUUGUGCGUGCUAGCUCUUGAUGCAUGCUGUAUUAAUUAAAUUCUGGCCGGCAUUCUAAGAUACCAAUGAUGCAUUAACUCUACCAAUGCUCUUUCUUUAUGGUUAUUAGAUUCCUGAUCUCUUUCUUUCCUUCCCCACAUUCUCUCAUGACUCUGUCAAAAUCUCUCAUGCCAUCUUUUCCUGAACUUCGAAUGUUAUAAAUAUAUAUGAUAUACGUACAGAUGCUGCAUGCACCAGAUCAUGGUUCUUGGAGCCGAGCAGUACUGAGCAGCGUGAGAUUUUCUUCAAGAGCAUCUCGAUCGGGCCGAGUGAUCUUUUAUUACAUCAAUGAAGAAACCAUCAAAACUGAGAAGCAUUUUGUUUAAGUUUCUAAUAGUACCGCAUGCAGCAUCUGCUGUAAAUUUCCAGUUCCAGAGCCCAUCUCUUAGCCCUGCAAAAAUAUCUGUUGGUUCAGGCAGAUCAGGAUCCUCCGGUACUAGUCCUUUCGUUUCCAUAAUCCCUCCAGAGGUUCGAAGAAAGAAGAAGAAUGGAAGCUUUGACGCACGAGAGCCCACCUCCCCAAAAGUCUCGUGCAUGGGCCAUGUCAAGAAGACGACGUCCAGCAAUCCUAAGCGCCGGGUUUCAUCACUUCCGCCACUACCACAAGCAACCAUGCGCGACGUUUCUUGUCCGAACAAAGAGGUUAAGAUAAAAAAGAUGAUCAAGCAGCAAGAAGUUGUUAAGAUUGAUUGUUUCGUGGGACGAAAGCGAGGUGGGAAACCCGAUGGCUCCAGCUGCUAUGAAAAGCCAAGGGUUCCAGAACAAGUACUACAGGCGCCACGGCCUUCUUUGGGUCAGAUAAAGCGGUUUUCAAGCGCUCGCGGUGCCCUUUCCAGCUUUGACUGGAGAAAUAUUCAGGGUGCUGCGUUGGUUCCAUCCGAUUGCAAGGAAGAUCAAAGGAGACGAAGAGUCCGCCAAUAAAUUUUAGGAAAAUAAAUUCACAACCUGAAAUUCUUAACAUGAGAAAUGCAAUUAGCUCGUAAAAUUCCUUAUAUUAUAAAAUAGAUCGUCAUCAAUUUAAGAACAUAUUAUUUUUUGUAAAUGUAAAUGUAAGGUGUGGUAUGCAUUUAACGUGUUGUAAGGGUGCGUUUUGUAUGAAUUGUCAAAAAGCCUUGUGAAGGGGCAUCAAAAGUCUUGUACAGAGCAAUGAACCUUAUGGUGAAUCUGUUGUAAUGUUGAAUGAGUUGCCAUAGUGUAUUAAAGAACCCAACGAGAUGUAAUAAAAUGCUUCAGAAUUAAAAUAGAGCAAAUAGGGAAGGUGUUUGAUAAAACGCUUCAAAGAGCCACAAGUGUAUUGAUAAUGGAAUAUUUUGAGGGAUUCCAAACCUCCAUAUAAGAGAGUA
Molecule: messenger RNA, 1587 nt
Organism: Juglans microcarpa x Juglans regia
Lineage: Eukaryota; Viridiplantae; Streptophyta; Magnoliopsida; Fagales; Juglandaceae
Exons: 1
Coding region: 533-1165 (210 amino acids)
Source: RefSeq, a predicted model, not a curated record